CCCGUUGCUGACAUUUAGGCCGCAGCAAUAUUAUUUCUUGAACCAGCAGGUCUCUUGCUGAACUGGCUGUGUUGGCGAGUGUCUUGUUCAUUGGCCCCACGCCUAGAGCUUUACUCUCGGAUAUUAGAUUACCCUAACGCCCAUUGUCUUUCCGGUUACCCGGUAGGCCGUGGACGUCAUCAUAACAAACCCAACUCCACAGGAGUUCAUUGCAAUCUUGCUUGACUGAGAGGGCGAUAUCAAGGCUUUAAUUGCCAGUAUCAUACCUAAUCAAUUUACACCUAGUCUGGGCGCUUGACGCACAUUACGUACAAAAUGCCUUCAGUCUUCCCUUCGCGAGACACUCUCGCCAGCGCUUUUGCGUCGAGAUACGGACUCAAACAGGAAAAGAAGCCGGCAGAGGUCCAGCCGGCGUCUGUUCCUAAGAGGCGUCUCUUUCCAGCAUGGAGUGCUGUGGACGAUGUCAAACACAAGGCUGAAGCUGUGGGACACGCUGCAGCCCAGGAAUUUGAUAAAGCUAGCCAGAAGGCGCAAGCUAAGACUGGCAAGAUCGAGCUGCAUUCCCCAAAGUAUUAUGCGGCCUGUACCUUUGGAGGAUUACUCGCUUGCGGCUUGACGCAUACUGCUGUGACUCCGUUGGAUCUGGCAAAAUGCCGCCUUCAGGUGGACCCUACCAUGUAUAAGGGUAACUUCGAUGCGUGGAGAAAAAUUGGCCGCGCUGAAGGGAUUCGCGGUAUAUUCACUGGUUGGGGUCCAACCUUGAAUGGAUAUUCCGCGCAAGGAGCGUUCAAGUACGGCGGCUAUGAAUUUUUCAAGAAAUUCUACUCUGAUCUCCUUGGGGAGGACGCCGCUAUCCGAUGGAGAACAUCUGUUUAUUUAGCUGCUAGCGCAUCGGCAGAACUUAUCGCGGACGUCGCACUCUGUCCGUUCGAGGCUGUCAAAGUGCGAAUGCAAACGACAAUCCCACCAUUUGCCAAGACCACAUUUGGCGGAAUCUCCCACGUCGUUGGCAAGGAAGGUGUAGCAGGCCUGUACAAGGGCCUGUACCCACUUUGGGGUCGUCAAAUUCCCUAUACAAUGAUGAAGUUCGCCUCCUUCGAACGAAUCGUGGAAAUGAUCUAUAAUCGACUUCCAGGCCAGAAGUCUGACUACAAUAAGGGGGCACAAACUGCUGUUGCGUUUACUGGUGGUUAUCUCGCUGGUAUUCUCUGCGCUGCUGUGUCUCACCCUGCCGAUGUCAUGGUCAGCAAGCUCAAUGCCAAUCGAUUGCCCGGGGAAGCCUUCGGUACAGCGAUGAGUCGAAUCUACAAGGAUAUCGGAUUCAAAGGGUUGUGGAACGGUCUUCCUGUCAGAAUUGUCAUGAUUGGCACAUUGACUGGUCUCCAAUGGAUGAUCUACGAUUCAUUCAAGAUCUUUAUGGGUCUCCCAACCACUGGCGGCCCGAAGGAGACGAAAAAGCAUUCCACAGAAGCUUAGAGCUACAACUAGCAAUCCUAUUAUGUUUCUUACUUUUAUCUAUCGUCGUUUUGUAUGUUAUUCGAAAAGGUCUUGUAGAUAUAGCCAACCCCUCUCAUACACUUUGC
Coccidioides immitis RS is the source of this 1583-nucleotide messenger RNA. Its product is annotated as mitochondrial phosphate carrier protein 2. Gene Ontology annotation, biological process: mitochondrial phosphate ion transmembrane transport. The record is from RefSeq and is a predicted model, not a curated record. Gene Ontology annotation, cellular component: mitochondrial inner membrane. The transcript has 7 exons. Gene Ontology annotation, molecular function: phosphate transmembrane transporter activity. Lineage: Eukaryota; Fungi; Ascomycota; Eurotiomycetes; Onygenales; Onygenaceae. The coding region runs from base 316 to 1476 and encodes 386 amino acids.